AUGAGUUCGACAACGUCGGGCAAUUCAACCAUGUCUAAGUUUCUCUCGAAAAAAACAUCAUCAGCUAGUAAUAGUUCAACAUCAGGAACAAAUACUAAUACACAACGAGCUACAUCCGAUGACGAUAUGAUUCAUAGCGUUCAAGCACCGUUGGCAAGAGAAUCAUCGAGCGGUUUUAAUUAUCAAACAUUGACAGAAACAUCACCAUUAGCUGAGUCAAAAAGUAAAACUAGACCGCCUGUUCGUUCUCUGAGUUCGAAUGCUGAACUCGGUUAUCAUUUACAUCAAAUAAAAAAUUUAAAUAAACGUAGGCCAACAUUGGGCGGAGAUGAUCGAAAUAAAAACGAAGAUCGUAUUCAUUUGACAUCAUCAAAUCUUAAAAUUGUGUGUAAUGAAAAUGGAAAACAAGCUUCAACAGUGGAAUUACAAACAAUCGAAGCAAAUAUUGAUUUACUUGCUUCAUGGAAACCGCCAAUCCCACCGCAAGCUGCUAUUCCCAGAGACGCAUGGGAUCAUAAAAUUGAAUUUCUUCUUGCUGUUAUUGGCUAUGCCGUUGAUUUAGGUAAUGUGUGGCGUUUUCCAACAACUGUCUAUAAGAAUGGUGGCGGAGCAUUUUUUAUUCCUUAUUUUAUUCUUCUGAUUUUUGGCGGCCUACCACUUUUCUAUAUGGAACUUGCUCUUGGUCAAUAUCAUCGAGCAGGUGUAUUUACAAUAUGGAAACAUAUCUGUCCAUUAGUCAAAGGUAUUGGUUGGGCAACAGUAUUAAUUAAUUUUAUGACUGCAACAUUCUACAAUACAAUUAUAUCAUGGGCUGUUUAUUAUUUGGUUAUGUCAUUCAAUGGUUUACGAACUGAAUUACCUUGGAAAAGUUGUGAUCAUGAAUGGAACACAAAAUGUUGUGUAGCAGCCGAUGUUAAACAAUACGAAUAUUUAUCUCAAUUAAUGAAUCUAACAGAUAAAAAAUUCAAUAUAUCAGGGGAACCUACAAAGAACUGCACUCGAUUAGUAUAUUCAACGGAAGAAUAUUUCUAUCGACGUCUUCAAGAAGUAGACAAAGCCGAUGGUUUUAACAAUUUAGGCAAAAUUAAAUGGGAACUUGCCAUCAGUCUUUUAGUCGUUUUUGUUCUUGUCUAUUUUGCUCUUUGGAAAGGAAUUAAAAGUUCAGGCAAAGCCGUAUGGAUUACUGCUAUUGCUCCAUAUGCAGUUUUAUUCAUUCUAUUAAUUCGUGGUGUUACCUUGUCGGGUUCAUCGAUUGGUAUAAAAUAUUAUCUACGGCCAAAUAUGGAACUAUUAAAAGAUUUUUCUAUUUGGAAUGCAGCAGCUACUCAAAUAUUUUUUUCACUUGGGCCAGGUUUUGGUGUUCUUCUAGCUCUUUCAUCGUAUAACAAAUUUAAUAAUAAUUGCUAUCGUGAUGCAUUAGUGACAAGUACAAUCAAUUGUGCAACAUCAAUUCUAGCAGGUUUUGUUAUUUUUUCAACACUUGGUCAUAUGGCUAGUGUAUCAAGAAAAACUAUUGAAGAAGUUAUCGAAGAUAAAGGCUCGGAACUUGUCUUCAUUGUCUAUCCGCAUACAAUUGCUUUAAUGAAUUGGUCAACAUUAUGGGCUGUUCUAUUUUUCUUUAUGGUCAUUACAUUGGGUAUCGAUAGUACAUUCGGUGGUCUUGAAUCAAUUAUAACCGGUUUGUGUGAUGAAUUUCCCAAUUUAUUCGGACGGCAUCGUUCGUUAUUCGUACUUGGAGUUCUGAUAAUAUGCUAUUUGGGUGCAUUACCAACAUGUACUUAUGGUGGUGAUUAUAUAGUAACUUUAAUGAACGAAAUCGCAGUUGCUCCAGCUAUUCUUCUUGUCGUAUUUAUUGAAUGUAUUGCUGUCUCAUGGUUUUAUGGUGUUAAUCGAUUUUCAUUUGAUAUCAAAUCAAUGAUUGGCUCACGACCAUCAUUAUUUUGGAGAGUCAUUUGGUAUCUUAUUAGUCCAAUAUUUUUAUUUAUAAUAUUCUACAUUGCUAUGAGUAAUUUUCUGGCUGGUACAAUUGCAAUUAAAACAACCGAUUUAAAAGAUUUACCUUUUACUAUACAAGUAUGGUCAUAUCUUAUGGUAUUUUUACCAAUGCUAUGUAUACCUGGUUAUGCUAUUUAUAAAUUAAUCAUAACACCAGGAAAAACAUUCGAUGAACGUCUUCAACGGGCAGUUACACCUGAAGAACCCAUUCUUGAACUUAUACAAUAUAGAUUAGAUGCUGCACAAAAACAACAGCAAAAACAGCAGCAGCAGCAGCAAAAGGAUAAAAUUGAACUUCUCUAA
This is a messenger RNA of Rotaria socialis, 2298 nucleotides long. The record is from the annotation of a GenBank genome assembly. NCBI's taxonomy places the organism in Eukaryota, Metazoa, Rotifera, Eurotatoria, Philodinida, Philodinidae.